Rangifer tarandus platyrhynchus (Svalbard reindeer) is the source of this 741-nucleotide messenger RNA. Lineage: Eukaryota; Metazoa; Chordata; Mammalia; Artiodactyla; Cervidae. The record is from the annotation of a GenBank genome assembly.
AUGCCUCAGUGGCUUCUACCUCUGAGGGUCUAUGGCCUGAUACUGGGCUUGCACCCACUGUGGUCAGCCAAGCCAGCAGCUGGGCAGAGGAGCUGGACACAGGGCAAGAGGACCGGGCACAAGCUGGGAGCUGCUGGGCAGCUCUGUUACACGGAUUACUGCCUACCGCCCAUCCCUCCAACGGUGCAGAACGGGGUGCCUCACCUGCUCACAGCGGCAGCCGCGCAGCUCGGGUUCAAGCGGGUCCAGGCGGCGCACAGACCACCUGGCGUGGGAGCUGUGGACGUACACGGCCACCCAGUCUGCUGGGCUUUCCGAGGCGCUCCGGGUGGUGGAAGGAAGCUCCAAAACCCACACUCCAAACACCUGCUCCCUCAGCUGCAAGUUGCCAGCAUUGUCAAAGAGAGUAUCCCACUCUUCACCUACAGCCUGAUCAAACUUGCCUUCCUGUCCUCCGAGACCAGGUGCAAAUUCUUCAGUCUGACCAAGACACCAGAGGAUUACAGCAUCAUUGUCGAUGAGGAGGGCUUCCUGGAACUGCCCUCCUCAGAACACGUGGGUGUGGCCGAUGCUACCUGGCUAGCCCUCAAUGUGGUAUCCGGCACCGGCAGCUUCUCCAGUUUCCAGCCCAUCGGCAUGACCGAGAUCAUCAAGUCAGCCAUCGCCCCACUGGCUGAUCAGAGCAUCUCUGUGUCCAUGCUGUCCACCUACCAGAUGGACCUCAUCCUGGUGCAUGAGUAG